AUGACAGCCCCCGUAAACUCUACACGGACAAGAACCAAGAUCCCUUACUCGUGGCCCGUUCUGUCUCCAGCGGUUUCAGCCAUCCCAGCUGCAACCCCAGAACAAUUAUUCUACAGACUCCGUUAUAACUGCUCGGACAUUACCCGUUGCUCAGCUGGGAGAGCUCAGCCUGCAAGGAACAACGGUUCCCUGGUUUGGUGUCAGAAUCACAAGCAGUGUUCUAAGUGUCUGGAGCCGUGCAAGGACACCUGGGACCUACAGAAGGAGCAGUGCCACAGCCUCUGCGAGCCUCUGUUCCCCAAGAAGAACUACGAAUGCCUGACGAGCUGUGAGUUCCUCAAGUACAUCCUAGCGGUGAAGCAGGGGGACUGCCCGGCCCCCGAGAAAGCAAGCGGAUUUGCCGCCGCCUGUGUGGAAAGUUGUGAAGCUGACAACGAGUGCUCUGGGGUUAAGAAAUGUUGUUCCAAUGGGUGCGGACACACCUGCCAGGUGCCCAAGACGCUGUACAAAGGUGUCCCCCUGAAGCCCAGAAAAGAGUUAAGAUUCACAGAACUGCAGUCUGGACAGCUGGAGAUUAAGUGGUCCUCGAAAUUCAAUAUUUCCAUUGAGCCUGUGAUCUACGUGGUGCAAAGAAGAUGGAAUUAUGGAAUCCAUCCCAGUGAAGACGAUGCCACACACUGGCAGACGGUAGCCCAGACCACAGAUGAGCGGGUCCAGCUGACUGACAUACGACCCAGCAGGUGGUACCAGUUCCGAGUGGCAGGUGUCAACGUGCAUGGGACGCGAGGCUUCACCGCCCCCAGCAAACACUUCCGCUCUUCCAAAGAUCCCUCUGCACCCCCAGCGCCUGCCAAUCUCCGGCUUGCCAACUCCACCGUAAACAGCGACGGCACCGUGACCGUGGCCAUCGUCUGGGAUCUCCCUGAGGAACCAGACAUCCCCGUGCAUCACUACAAGGUAUUUUGGAGCUGGACAGUCAGCACCAAGUCACUUGUCCCAACAAAAAAGAAGCGGAGAAAGACUACGGAUGGGUCCCAGAAUUCGGUGAUCCUGGACAGACUGCAGCCAGACAGUGGCUACACCGUGGAGCUGCAGGCCAUCGCGUACUGGGGGCAGACGCGCCUGAAAGGAGCGAAGGCGUCCCUGCACUUCACGCCCGCACGCUCUGCCAGCCACAAAGAGCAAGUUGGGAAACCCAGGAAGAGUGUGGUGCACAUACAGCCAUCUUUCCAAAGACGACGGCCUGCUCGCCUCCUGGAAAUCGGAGCUCCCUUCUAUCAAGACAACCAGCUGCAGGUGAAGGUCUACUGGAAAAAGACUGAAGAUCUCAGCGUCGGCCGAUACCACGUGCAGUGGCUGCCGGAGGUCUGUGCCCACAACCGCAGUGCCGGAGCAGAGACCUCUUCUGGCAUCACCCAGGAAAAUCAUAUCAUUCUUCAGGAUCUGUCGUUUUCCUGCAAAUAUAAGGUGACCGUGCAGCCGAUUCGGCCCAAGGGCCGCUUGAAGGCAGAAACCGUUUUCUUCACGACUCCGCCGUGCUCUGCCCUGAAGGGGAAAAGCCACCGGCACAUGAGCUGUCCCGGCGAAGCAGGUCACGUGCCUGCCAAGGUGCUCGCCAAGCCCGAGAACCUUUCUGCCUCGUUUGUCGUCCAAGAUGUUAACAUCACGGGCCACUUUUCUUGGAAGAUGGCCAAGGCCAAUCUCUAUCAGCCCAUGACUGGCUUUCAGGUGACCUGGGCCGAGGUCACGACGGAGAGCAGACAGAACAGCUUGCCCAACAGCAUCAUCUCACAGUCGCAGAUACUGCCUUCCGAUCAUUACGUCCUAACAGUGCCCAAUCUGAGGCCAUCUACGCUGUACCGACUGGAAGUGCAGGUGCUGACCGCGGGAGGGGAAGGGCCGGCCACCAUCAAAACUUUCCGGACGCCCGACCUCACACUGCCCUCGGUGCACAGACCCCACCUCAAACAUCGGCAUCCUCAUCAUUACAAGGCUUCCCCAGAAAGAUACUAGACGGCUCCAAACGAUGUCUAAGAAGUGAAGGAAUGUGCCGGCGUGCCGAGCUGCCGGGCCGGCGCCCCACACAACUCCCUGCCCCCGUAACUCUGCGUCCGAGGAACCUCUGCUGAUCUCGGGCACCUCUGGAAACUAGCAACACACAGCCAGUGGGGACGGACCCAGCUUCCUGCGGGGACGGAGGAAAGGAAGGUGAGGCCCGUGACACUGGACGCCAAAAUAUCCACAUACGAGUCCCCGUCGAAUGACUGCAGAAGUGAGAUCUCCCUGCAUUUGGAGGAGCGCAUUCUCAACACAGUCCACACACGCACACGAAGCGUAACGCUAAACCAACAACACGUUUUUAGCGUAACGCUAAACCAACAAACGAUGGCUUUGAUUUGCAGAGUCACCUGAGAUGAUGCAGUUUUUAGGCCCUAUUUAUUCCGACCUUUCCUAAGAUGAUUUAUACCACGUGUAGUUUUUAACUGACAAAGGUUAACCUCAAAUACAGCAAUUAAUUUAAAUCUCCGCAUGUCCCUAAGCUACGUUCACACGAAGGCGAAUGAGCAUCGCGUCUGUCAACGGCGGUUUUCAAAAGCCAUCCAAAACAGGAGAGAUUCAGCCCAUCACGCUGCUGUCGAGAGUCUGCCUUGGAGAAAUGAAACUUCUUUCCUGGGGAUACUUUUUAACAUUUCAUCCUGCAAAAUGAGACAUUUUCCUGACAUGUUUUCUUCCCUUUUCCUUGUUUUCUUAAUGCAGAAAAGAGCUGCUGAUAGGCUUUGUCUUACCACUUCACGAACCUAAAAAUUUACAAAACGUCUUGCUCAAAAUGAAAGGAUCCCAACUACUGGGUAUCUUCCAGUCCUUACUAAGUUUUGCCUUUUCUUAAUCAAAGUAAGCUACUUGUAUGCUAGAAUAUUCCCUAUUCUCGGUCAUGUAGGAAACACGAGGCCAUGAUUGACAGAGGACGGCUAUUUAGUCUAUCAAAUCCAUUCUAUCGUACUGUUUGCCUCCAAACUACCCCUUUGUGGCAUGGACUCGGGUCAAGACAUAUCAACCAUAUGUGAUGUUGCAGUGCACCUUGGGGCAGCCUUACACCCAGAAGCGUUUAGUCGGAUAAAGUUUGCUCUUGAGGGAAUAUCCACAUUUAUGGUUUGAAACGCACAGAUAUGUGUACUUGUUUGUGUGUGUGUAUGUGUCUCAGGCACACACACAUCACAGACCUUGAGCAUGACUCACCCAAGAAAUGGUUUUCACAGCUACCGAAGGUGGAUAAAGACACAGUGCUUCUAGAGAAAAGGAUUAUAUAUUUUCCCCACCGGUGUUUCUUCUAUGAGGAAACAGCAAUGUGUCAGAAGUUAAACAUUUAAAGGGAAAGCCUUCCUCAUCCCACUAUGUACCUACGUAAACUGGGGAAGGUUUCGGUACCGUCUUCUUGGGUUUUGAUGGUGGGACUGGGUACUUACCGUGGUGUGGUUUCCUGAGAGCGUGCGGACGCCCUGACGGCUCCUGGAGGAGAGAACUCUGGACUUCUUCACUUUUGUGGCUUCUCCACAGUGUCAGGAAGCAAAUGCACUACAAAAUGGAGAGAGACUGUUUUUCCUGUCCUGUCGAUGCACAUCUUUAGGAAACACGGUCCAUACGCAUGGAUAUGCGGUGACAGAUACUGAAAACUGGUUCCUGUGUGGUAACGACUUUUAAAAGUCGACGACACAGGCAGUAUUUUGCAGCUUAGCACAAGUGACGCUCCUGGGGAAUCUCAGCAGGAAGCGCGUGUUGCUUCCUAAGUGUUUUCUGCAGCUCCCAACGGGGUCUGCGACACCCUUAGCACAACGUGGUGUGAGGUCACCUGGCUCCCAGAGUUUCGCAUUUGGAACGCACAGCACGGCAGACAGCCCUCCUUUCAAACAGCCCCGAGCUUGACCCAACACCACAGUAUCUUCCAGGAAGCUCUGACUCAUGCCAGUGCCCUUAGCAGCAGCUGAAUUUCAAAUUGUCAAAUUUCCGCAAAUGAAGAUGUCUAACAUUGGCUACAAGUUUGUUACUUUGUCACGAACAAACCCAAUAUUUGCGCCAGCAAAUUUUUGUAUGGUUGUAUAGUUCAAAAUGGAGGCGUGUAUACAUACAUACAAAACAUUAAAUUAUUAUAGAAGUUUAAUUUUAUAAAGUUUAAUUAUGUUUCUUUUAUCUGGGUAAGAGACGAUGAGCAAAUCUAUGUUUAGUUUGCAUGAACGUUCUGAAGCUUACAGCUCCCUUAGGAAAUCGAAAGCAGCUCCUAGGAGCAUCUAAUUCUGCAGUAACAUUCGUAACUUAAAUAUUAUUCACAUUUUCGGAAGACAAACGCUAUUGAUGGGGUGAUUAAGGAAACAUGAGUUUCUUCUAUGAAUUUCAAUCAUAUGCAAAUCGGCCAAAAUAUACAUUUUUUUUAAUUUUAAAAAUUUGAGUGCCCUAAUUAAGGGAUAUAACCUAUGGGUUGUUUUUUUUUU
This is a messenger RNA of Herpailurus yagouaroundi (jaguarundi), 4484 nucleotides long. It is a transcript of the gene ANOS1, whose product is annotated as anosmin 1. The coding region runs from base 1 to 2013 and encodes 670 amino acids. The transcript has 15 exons. The record is from RefSeq and is a predicted model, not a curated record. Gene Ontology annotation, cellular component: cell surface; extracellular region. Gene Ontology annotation, biological process: neuron differentiation. Gene Ontology annotation, molecular function: peptidase inhibitor activity; protein binding. NCBI's taxonomy places the organism in Eukaryota, Metazoa, Chordata, Mammalia, Carnivora, Felidae.